AUGGGAAAUUGUAGUCACUCACCAUUCAUCGCAUAUUACACCGCGUCUCGGUUUUUGACAGCUCACGGGGGCAUCUCAAGCAGCGGUGAAAAGGUGCGCUUAGACUUCUGACAUGACGCUGUAUCGUAUUGGUCACUAUGUUCCCAACAUGUACCUCAUAUCUCCCAGGCACAGUGUGUCAACGGGGCUUGGCUGCAGGUGCAGCCUUUCGCCAUGAGAUGUGCGAUUUUCAGUGGGCAUGUAACUUCACGUCCCUCAUUCACUUCCUCGUCUCCACCCCGAAACUUCACUCGAACAGCUUUCACCGGCAUUGGGACAUGAUGGGUCGCCUAGGCAGCAACGAUUUGUCGCUUCUUCGUACUUAUAGACGACAAAUCGCCAGAGUUCUUCUGAUCCUUACGUUAUUUCACCUACUUUCUUCUUUACACCACCACCGCUCCCAAGACCCUGCGAUGGAGAGGGAGUCUACGCCUUUCUGGGCCACGUACCGCCUACGAAGCCCUGUGGAAUGCUGCUAUAACACCCAUUUCCACCAGUUGUUCUGCAAGCACAUCAUCGCCACACCAACGAUCGAACCAUGCGCCAGCAACUGCCUUAUGCCCACGCUGGCACCUCAGCCGACCCCAGAGCCUGAUAAAGUUACUACGAAUCUUGUCGACGAAGAAUUCCUGUGCCCAAAAUGCGUGGAAGAAGGAGGAGGAUCUGCCCACACCUACGUUCUGCGUAAUCUGAAUUUACGCAUCCAAAAGCUCGUCAUGCGGCAUUGCUACAAGUACGAAGAGGCUACGAUCUUGAAGUUUCAAGAAUCGCCGACGCCUGACACCCAAACAACACCGCUUUCCGGACGCAUUCUACCCUGCUUGCACAUCCAGCACGGUGUACCUUCACCAUACCACAUCCUCGAAUGCGGACACACGGUGAAGGUGCUACCUGGUGACCCUGCCGGUUGUGCCUGUAACUGUGCGGGCCCAGAAACGGAAUGCGAUGGAGUGUUUGAGUGCGCCGCAUGCCUCGCCACGGGUAUUCCGAUCGACCCCGUCCACGGUUACCGUGUGCCACGCAACUAACUGCAGUGCUCGCUGUGAAAACAUCCUCCUUGCGAAUACUCCACCAGCCGGCAAGUUCGAUUGCAAGAAGUGCAUAUACGAGAUGGAAUGCGCAAUGGCAGGGGUGGAAACGAUGGAUAUCUAGUGCGUAGAUGGCGGCUCAGAGUUGCGAGUCAUGUCCACAAUGCGGUAAUGUCAAUUCUCUUGCUUCAUCGACCAGUUGCCUUUUAUGAAAGUCCUACUCGUUUGAGAGAAUAAGUCGGAUCACGUGACGCACCGCUAAAAUCCAGAGCGCGUCCAAUUUACUAUGAAGCCUAAUCAUCCCUUGAAGCCAAAAUGCGCAGUACAUGUUUGCAAAGGAACUCUUGAAAG
This is a messenger RNA of Mytilinidion resinicola, 1418 nucleotides long. RefSeq lists its product as uncharacterized. The transcript is spliced from 3 exons. The coding region runs from base 138 to 1067 and encodes 309 amino acids. Lineage: Eukaryota; Fungi; Ascomycota; Dothideomycetes; Mytilinidiales; Mytilinidiaceae. The record is from RefSeq and is a predicted model, not a curated record.